Messenger RNA from Physella acuta, 788 nucleotides. RefSeq lists its product as uncharacterized. The record is from RefSeq and is a predicted model, not a curated record. NCBI's taxonomy places the organism in Eukaryota, Metazoa, Mollusca, Gastropoda, Physidae.
UUUUAAAAAUCGUCAUGUGUAAAAUGCUAAUGUGCGUGUUUUAGUUCUGUCAGUGCAUGCGGCACACGCUAAUUGCCCAACCAGUCAGGAGUUCUAGUACCAAACUGUGCAGUAGAUAAGGAGCUGAGUUUUGUGUCCCAUCCAUCAGACCCGGCAGAAUGAUCGCCCUUGUCGUACUCAUGUCUGUCUCUGCAUGUUUUGCAGCGCCAUCUUCAGUGCGCAGCAGAAAACAGGAUUCCUCCGUUGAUCCGGCGUUGUAUGGGGAACCUCUGACACACGAGCAAAUCAUGCAGCUGAUCAAAGAUCACACUAGCACCAAGAGACAAGGUCUUAAUCCAGAUCUUUACGGCCAGCCUUUGACCACCGAACAGAUCAUGCAGCUCAUUAAAGAUCACACCGGCGCCAAAAGACAAACUCUGUCAUUAUUUGGUGACCCUUUGACCCACAAUCAAAUCAUGGACCUCAUCAGCAGUCACGUGGCACAAAAGAAAAACAUCUUCUCUUUCGCACACGACCCCGUCCACCUCACCCUCAGCUACAUCCACACCUUCCUAUCCCUGGCCUACCAGGACCAGCCCGCGAUGCUCUCAUCCCUCGACCACCUCAGCUACGAUGAGCUUCUGCACCUGCUGGGGGAGCUCAUGAAGGGACAUUGAAGACGCUCCAAUGGAAACUUCAAGAGCGACAAGACUUUGCUGGUGCUUUAUACUAGACGAUCAUGUGUGUGCUCGUUGGUGCGUGUUUGUUAUUCGGAGCCCUGACAAAUACAAUAAGAAAAUGUUGAAUAA